UAGAAAUAGGUCCGAGUUCCCGAGUUGGAAUUCCGAGUUGGAUUACGGUUCCCAGUCGGAGUCAUUUUUUCCCCCGAGUUCCCAGUUGUCUUGAACGCACUGAUGUCGGAGUUUGGAGAUUUCUGAGUUUCGAGUUCCCAGUUGUUUGGAACCCAGCAACAGUGGUUUUAAACUCGUGGAUCACAAACAGCAUUCCUUACCUGCGGAAGUAACAGACAAUUGAAAACAAAAUAAAUAGAUAAUGGUCGGUGCUAUUGAUUCUCCAGGGACCCUUCUGCUGUUUCAUCUGCAGUUGAAGAGAUGGAGAGAUUGGUGUUCUUGUUUUCUUUGACCUUCACUGCAUGAACAUCACUCCAGAGUUCCAAGAGCCUGUUGUGAUACUACAGAUUGGUAUUGCAGUGUUGGUGGUUGUGUGGUUUUUCUACUUCCUGAUCACACGUCGGAACCCGCCCAAAGACACCCUGUUUUAUGAUUCUGCACCUCCUGUUCUACGUGCUGCCAAUGCUGGGGGCCUUUGUCUACGGACUCAUAGUGCCUGGCUGCACCUGGGUGCCUGAUUGGACUGUGUUCGUUGCUGGAGGCAUUGCCCAGUGCCAGUGGGCCCACAUCGGGGCAUCCCUCCACCCACGUACAGUGGCCCCAUUCCGGAUCCAAGGCGAGGCCUUCCUGGCUGUCCUGGCAGCCAACCUGCUGUACGCUGUGAUCCCCUCGCUCAUCGCCAUGCACUGCACCAGCAACACCAACUUCUUCUUGACCGUCACUAAACUGCCCGGGAUGGAGGGGAUGCCCUGGGUUCCUGAUGCCGACACUCUGGUUGAGAAAAAGCACAAUUAAAGUUUACUAACCAAGAAAGUUACCAAUAAAGAUAUGCCAUUAAGUUUACAGAAUUGAAUAUAUUUGACUUAACAUCGCACUGUAUCAUACAAGUAGUUUCUGUAACAAGUCCCAUAGGGACCGAAAAGCAGUGUUGGGGAGCAGUGAACUACAUU
Molecule: messenger RNA, 989 nt
Organism: Coregonus clupeaformis (lake whitefish)
Lineage: Eukaryota; Metazoa; Chordata; Actinopteri; Salmoniformes; Salmonidae
Product: transmembrane 6 superfamily member 1-like
Exons: 5
Coding region: 469-834 (121 amino acids)
Biological process (GO): lipid homeostasis; regulation of lipid metabolic process
Cellular component (GO): endoplasmic reticulum-Golgi intermediate compartment membrane; endoplasmic reticulum membrane
Source: RefSeq, a predicted model, not a curated record